Molecule: messenger RNA, 2146 nt
Organism: Marmota monax (woodchuck)
Lineage: Eukaryota; Metazoa; Chordata; Mammalia; Rodentia; Sciuridae
Gene: Dlat
Product: dihydrolipoamide S-acetyltransferase
Exons: 14
Coding region: 95-2053 (652 amino acids)
Biological process (GO): pyruvate decarboxylation to acetyl-CoA
Cellular component (GO): pyruvate dehydrogenase complex
Molecular function (GO): dihydrolipoyllysine-residue acetyltransferase activity
Source: RefSeq, a predicted model, not a curated record
UGCGCAGAGUGGCUGACGGCAAAGCCGCGCUGCUCUAGGAGAGGUCACUCCGGAGACCGUAUAGGUUUUGGGGCGUGGGGGGAUCAGUGGCAUUAUGUGGCGCGUCUGUGCGCGACAGGCCCAGAAUGCAGCCCCAAGGACUGGACUCGGAGCUCGAUGGACGGCCUCGCGGGAGGGAUCUGCAGCUCAGUGUGUGAGCCGGCGGUCUGGCCCCGCUCGUUGCAACAGCACAACCACAAGGUAUGGCGGGGUCCGGGCAUUGGGCGGCUGGAGCCCCAACUCUGGCGCCACUCCGCGGAACCGCUUACUGUUGCAACUUCUGGGCUCGUCUAGCCGCCGCAGUUAUAGUCUCCCCCCGCAUCAGAAGGUUCCAUUGCCUUCUCUUUCCCCCACAAUGCAGGCAGGCACAAUUGCCCGUUGGGAGAAAAAAGAAGGAGAAAAAAUCAAUGAGGGCGAUCUAAUUGCAGAAGUUGAAACUGAUAAAGCCACUGUUGGAUUUGAGAGCAUGGAGGAGUGUUACAUGGCAAAGAUCCUUGUUGCUGAAGGUACUAGAGAUGUUCCAGUUGGAGCCAUUAUUUGUAUCACAGUUGGAAAACCUGAAGAUAUUGAGGCCUUUAAAAAUUAUACUUUGGAUUCCUCAGCAGCUCCUACCCCACAAGUAGCCUCAGCACCAACUCCAGCUGCUGCUACUGCUGCUGCUACUGCUGCUGCAUCUCCAUCCACGCCUUCUGCUCAGGCUCCUGGUAGUUCAUAUCCCACCCAUAUGCAGGUACUUCUUCCUGCCCUUUCUCCUACAAUGACAAUGGGUACAGUUCAGAGAUGGGAAAAAAAAGUGGGUGAGAAGCUAAGUGAAGGAGACUUAUUGGCAGAAAUAGAGACUGACAAGGCCACUAUAGGUUUUGAAGUACAGGAAGAAGGUUAUCUGGCAAAAAUCCUGGUUCCUGAAGGCACAAGAGAUGUCCCUCUGGGAACCCCACUUUGUAUCAUCGUAGAAAAAGAGUCAGAUAUAGCAGCAUUUGCUGAUUAUAGGCCAACUGAAGUAACUGAUUUAAAACCACAAGCACCACCACCUACCCCACCUCCGGUGGCCCCUGUUCCUCCAACUCCUGCACCUUUAGCUCCUACACCCUCAGCCACCUUUCCAACUGCUCCUGCUGGACCAAAGGGAAGGGUAUUUGUUAGCCCUCUUGCAAAGAAGUUGGCAACAGAAAAAGGAAUUGACCUUACACAAGUAAAAGGGACGGGACCAGAUGGCAGAAUUAUCAAGAAGGACAUUGACUCUUUUGUGCCUACUAAAGUUGCUCCUGCUCCAGCAGCUGCUGUGCCUCCACCAAGUCCAGGAGUGGCACCCAUUCCUACAGGUGUCUUCACAGAUAUCCCAAUAAGCAACAUUCGUCGAGUUAUUGCACAACGGCUAAUGCAAUCGAAACAAACCAUACCUCAUUAUUACCUUUCUAUUGAUGUAAAUAUGGGAGAAGUUUUGUUGGUACGGAAAGAACUGAAUAAGAUGUUAGAAGGAAAAAGCAAAAUUUCUGUCAAUGACUUCAUCAUAAAAGCAUCAGCUCUGGCUUGUUUAAAAGUUCCUGAAGCAAAUUCUUCUUGGAUGGACACAGUUAUAAGACAAAAUCAUGUUGUCGAUGUCAGUGUUGCUGUCAGCACUCCUGCAGGACUCAUCACACCUAUUGUGUUUAAUGCACAUAUAAAAGGACUGGAAACCAUUGCUAAUGAUGUUGUUUCUUUAGCAGCUAAAGCAAGAGAGGGUAAACUACAGCCGCAAGAGUUCCAGGGUGGCACUUUUACAAUCUCCAAUUUAGGUAUGUUUGGAAUUAAGAAUUUCUCUGCUAUUAUUAACCCACCUCAGGCGUGUAUUUUGGCAAUUGGUGCUUCAGAGGAUAAGCUGGUUCCAGCAGACAAUGAAAAAGGAUUUGAUGUGGCUAGCAUGAUGUCUGUUACACUGAGUUGUGAUCAUCGAGUUGUGGAUGGAGCAGUUGGAGCCCAGUGGCUUGCUGAGUUUAGAAAGUACCUUGAGAAACCUAUCACCAUGUUGUUAUAAUUAACCCAAGAAUUUCUGUAUUCUCCCUGGUCACAUUGGUUCAUUCUUAUUGAGAUAUUUAUGUUAUUAAACAGGUGGUUGUUUUAAAGUUAA